Saccharomycopsis crataegensis is the source of this 1215-nucleotide messenger RNA. It is a transcript of the gene CWC27, whose product is annotated as putative peptidylprolyl isomerase CWC27. Gene Ontology annotation, cellular component: catalytic step 2 spliceosome. The record is from RefSeq and is a predicted model, not a curated record. Gene Ontology annotation, biological process: protein peptidyl-prolyl isomerization. The coding region runs from base 1 to 1215 and encodes 404 amino acids. Gene Ontology annotation, molecular function: peptidyl-prolyl cis-trans isomerase activity. The transcript has a single exon. Lineage: Eukaryota; Fungi; Ascomycota; Saccharomycetes; Ascoideales; Saccharomycopsidaceae.
AUGGGAGAACCUGCCACAACUGCAAAAGUAAUAUUACACACUGAUAAAGGACCCUUGAAUAUUGAACUUUGGGCGAAAGAGUGCCCUGUUAACACAAAACACUUUCUCAAAAAUUGUUUGAAUGGCAAUUACAUUAGCAAUAAUAGUUGCUUCAAUAAAAUAUCGAAAAAUAAUCUAAUAUCAUUUAAUACUGGCAAAACAAGCCAAGAAAACUUGUUGAAAAAGGAGACCAACCAGCGAAUACGGUUCACUAGAAGAGGGUUGGUUGGUUUUGGUAAUGCUCUUGAUAAAUCUCACACUAAUGAGGAGGAGUUUUUCAUCACUUUACGGCUGUUCCCUGAGUUCAACAAUAACUACACAAUUUUUGGUACUAUAGCGGAUAGUUCAAUUUAUAAUGCCAUAAGAAUAUCAGAUAGUGAAUUGGAAGAAGGAAGAGAGUAUCAGCCAAUAUAUCCUACAAAAAUUUUGAAAACCGAAGUGAUCGUGCCGUAUUUUGAAGAUCUUGAUAAGAUUAUUAUUGCUAAUGAGGAUUUAGGAGAACCCGCAAAGAAGAAACCAAAGAAGAACGAUUCCAAGAAGAAGAAAAAGAAGGCAGUAAAGUUAAGCUAUGAAGAUGAUCAUGAUGAUGUUGAUGAACCGGAUUUCAAACCCGUGAAAAUUAGGUCAGCUCACGUUGCUCUCAAAGAUCACAGUUUGUCAAAGAAGAAGGUUAGCAGCAAAAAUUCGGAAGAGGAACAAUUGGAAAAUGAAGACCAGAGUUUCAAUGAACACACUGAAUUGAACGUUCAGAGCAGCAUUAACACUGAAGGCAAGAAUGACUCCGAUAAACAGGAGUUGGAAGCAGAGAUUGAAAAAUUGAAAAAAUCAUUAUCGAACAAUAAGUCAGUGAAGGAGGAGAACAAGGAAAGUGAUGUCACUUCUUUUAUACAGAAUCAAAAAGAUGAAUAUCGUAAAAAUCAAAAAUUCAGCACUAACAGACAAUUGAGGGAGAUUCAAACUUUCAAUAUAUUUGAAAAAUUCGAGAAGAAGAUCUCGAACUCCAAGAUCGGAGAACAGGAGAAUCUAAUAAAAAACAGGCUGCCUAACUUCGAUGAAGAAGACGAGGCACAGGAUAGUGAUGAAGAAGAUGAUUAUUUGGAUUUUAUGGAUCAUCAAUUGGACUUCAAAGAGGAAGAUUCCCAUCAUGAUGAUGAUUUGAAAACUGUAAAUUUAUAG